Protopterus annectens (West African lungfish) is the source of this 3244-nucleotide messenger RNA. RefSeq names its product ATP synthase c subunit lysine N-methyltransferase (gene ATPSCKMT). The record is from RefSeq and is a predicted model, not a curated record. Gene Ontology annotation, biological process: peptidyl-lysine trimethylation; regulation of mitochondrial ATP synthesis coupled proton transport; positive regulation of proton-transporting ATP synthase activity, rotational mechanism. NCBI's taxonomy places the organism in Eukaryota, Metazoa, Chordata, Ceratodontiformes, Protopteridae. Gene Ontology annotation, molecular function: protein-lysine N-methyltransferase activity. Gene Ontology annotation, cellular component: mitochondrion. The transcript has 5 exons. The coding region runs from base 264 to 938 and encodes 224 amino acids.
UUCUCUACUUUGUGAAUUAUAGUUUUUCUGCUUAACUCUUGUAAACUUCUAGGUUUAGCGAAACUGAGUGUAUUUCUUUGGUAACAAACGCAUUGCGUAAUUAUUAAUAAAAAGAAUACAUAGUUGAGAUGUACCCGGAAGUAUGGUCCACCGGCACACUGGAUGAUAGUUAAUUGUGCGUAACCGUCUUUGUUAUACUCCACGAACCGUUUUGUCAACUGGUGUUCCGUGUUGGGGUACUUUAAUAGGAGUGAAUUUUAGAGAUGUCCAAAUUUCUUCAUGAGUCUUACCUACCAACAGAUGGAGAGAAUGAGAUGCCAAAGCCUGAUUACAGAAAGAAGAAAAAGUGGGGUAUUAUGGUGACCGCUAUCACUGGUGGAAUUCUGGUGGCAUUGUAUGCUGUGGCCAUGCCAUUUGUAGCUCCUGCUCUAAGGAAGCUGUGCCUGCCAUUUGUGCCUGCAACUCCAGUACAAGUUGGAAAUGUUAUGAAAAUGCUGCGUGCUCGAACUGGAAGUGUUGUUGACAUCGGCAGUGGUGAUGGACGAAUUGUGAUUGCUGCUGCCAAACAAGGAUUCCAAGCUGCAGGGUAUGAACUUAACCCAUGGCUUGUUUGGUAUUCCAGAUAUUGGGCUUGGAGAGAAGGUGUCCGCCACAAUGCCAAAUUUUACAUCUCUGAUUUGUGGAAGGUCAGUUUUGCAGAAUACAAUAAUGUUGUUGUAUUUGGAGUUCCUCAGAUGAUGCCAGAAUUAGAGAAGAAGCUGCAGAAGGAGCUGGCUGAUGGUUCCCAAGUAAUUGCAUGCCGUUUCCCUUUCCCACACUGGAUACCUGAUCACACAGUUGGUGAAGGAAUUGAUACUGUGUGGGCAUAUACUACCAUAUCAGAACAAAACCUGAAGAAAAGCGGUUUAGAAGUUCCACAAGAGUCUUUCAGCUCCUAGUUCUUGUUCUUUUUUUUUUUUUUUUGUAUUUGAGACGUUUACACUAUUUGCAAAUAUACUAUUGAGGAUGCCUUUGCCUGGCAGUAGCAACUUCAAAAAGAGAUAAUUCAUUGGGCUAAAAUGCUGCAAGCUUGAACCACCAUCUUUUUUUUUUAACAAAACUGAAGCAUUCUGAUUUUUUUUGAUGGAAGCAGAGUCUGGAGAGAAAAACAACAUUAAACGGCUACUGUAAAAAGUGGCCACUGUUACCAGCAGAAAAACAUGGUUAUCUCCUGCAUGAAGAAACAAGAAAUCAUAUACUACUUUGGUUUAUGUGAAAUUAGCUUUUAAAGAAAUGAAGAAGGAAGACAGUGUGUGAAUCGGCUGUCUUAUCAGCUGUACAUUGUAAGAACUAACAAUACACUGUAAAAUAGUAAGGCAUUUUAAUCUCUAGACAGCAUCAGUAAUGCACAACAUUAUAAAAUCAAAAUACUGAAUGUAUUCUGAAGAGCUGUAGAGGAAGGUAGUGGUUACUGAUGGUGCUGUAUUUGUGCUCUAUCAGCUAACUUACUGCUUCUUUCAUCUAAUUCUUCAUAGCAUAUCUAUCUGUUCUGUAGACAUGGUUUAUUGUCUUCUUAGUAGUUUGGGUUGUCCCUUCUCCAUCUUUCUGCCUACCCACCUUAGAGUUGUCCCUCCUUUUAGUACUCUUUUUUUUCUUUCUAAUGUAGUUAGCCACAUGCUUAUCCACUAGCUUUUUUUCCACCCUGAAAUCAGAUUUAUUAAAUAACCCUUCCUCCCAUUCUACUAUUUAACUCUGGAUUCACUUUUUAUUUGAAGUAUCCAUCACCAAUUCAUAUGUAGUUAGUUUGUUAUUGAACCAUGAGGAUCUUGUCAUGCUUAGCCUUACAUUCCCACCGUAGUUUUUAGCCCUUGCAUUUUCUGUACAAAUAACCCAGAGAGGGGCAAAACAAGGAUAUGUUGUGACAUUUGCAUGUUGUUUCUAUCCAUGAUAUGUCAAAAACUUAGCUAAAGCAUAUAGAUGACAGUGCUGUUUAUAGAACAGGCAGACCAAGAGAUACAACUGUAGAUAAAACUGCAUUUUUUAUUGCACAGUCCAUCCAAACCUUCUUACUGUCAUUCAAUACAUCUCUGGAGAAAUGCUUUACUAGUGAGCAGAUUUGUAAGUUAACUUUGGAUGGCCAUACACAAUUUUAUAUUGCCUCCAAAUACUUUUCUCCACUAUCAUCAUCUACCAGGAGUAUGUCCAAAUUUCCUUAACAGCUUUAAAACUGGUCUAGUAAACACACUUUUAUUCUUUGGAGAGUUGGUAAUCUAAAAUGUUGAGGUGGCAUUUGGCCUCAUUUAAUGGGGGAUUUAAUGGAUUGUCUGCCAUGGUAGCUGUUUGCUCAUGAGGUGAUUCCGUCAAAAAAGAAUCAGUUUUAUACCCAACUCUGUAACUUAGAGAGAUGAAGCAUUGACUAUGAACCAGAUCAGCUGAGAUGGAGUAGCAGCUCUGUCUGUGGAGAACUGGGUGAGGGAGGGUGGGAGUUAGUUGACAAUGUCAGCUCACCCAUCCUGUAGGAAAGGAUUGGUGGUUCCACUUGGCCUGUAUCAUCUAUGCAGGCAGAGUAGUGAAUAGAGACAUAGACUGAAGAUGUGAACUUAGUCCAGCCAAGCUCAUGAUGGUAGCCCAUUCGCUGCAGCUUAUGUUUGGAAGCUUACACAUGAUGGGGGAAGGUAUAACCUGACUUUCAUUGAUGAUCUAGGUGCUCAUUUCAGGACCUUAAGUUGAAAAGCCCUAAAAGUUGACCAUAUAACAACUCUGCAGUGGACUUCUUCCUGUAAGGAAAUGAAUAGGCUGGACCAGGAGCUAUUUUCACCCUGAGAGGAAUGAAUGGGCCAAGAGCUCAUAGCAAGCUGAUGGUCAUCAGACAGUGGGGAACCAAAAAAGUAACAUCCAUUGAACAGAAUGAACCAUGGCCAGUCACUAUAAACUGUCAUUUGCAGUAAUUGAAAUGUCUGCAAAAUGAAUCCUAUAAUUUAGAAAGCAGUUAUGGCUGCUAUAUUUUGAAUGAUUGUACUUGGAAUACAGCAGGGUAUGUCUUUGAAGUACAACAUGGCUGACUAAAAUGAGCAGUGAGAAGCUGUACAGUAGGCUGGCCCAUUGGCAGAGAGGUUUUGUUUCUGGCUGUGUUGCAGAUGAUUGGGGUUUAGUGACUAGGCCAGCUAGCUGGCAGUCCAGUACAGAGAAAGGCAGAACUGAGCACCUUAGGUGAGUUUCUUUUUGGAGGAGGCAGCACAUAUUUAUAUAUAUAAAUAUAUAUAUA